AUGGGGCUCUGCUCCCCACGGGCUCCGCUCCUGCGGGCUCCGCUCCUGCGGGCAACGGGGCGUGUGGGGCGGGAGCUCAGCUCCCGCCCCACACGCCCCGUUUCCCGCAGGAGCUCGGGUCCCGGUGCCGCCGUGUGCGGGUUCCGCCGGGCGGCGCUGGAGGCGGCGUUCGAGGGGAAGUUCCUGGAGCGGGACAAGGACAGCGCCCGAUGGAGCGUCCGCACCGCCCCCCCCGGAAACCCCCGGCCCGGCAGCUGCUCCAUGGGCCCCUCGUCGGACCAGGCGCUGACGUUCAUGAAGGAUCACUUCCUGAUGGAGGGGCGCGUGCCCCCCACCCAUGGGCGCCCGCUGCUGCUGAGCGCCAACGUCACCUACACCCACAUCGCCGUGCACCAGACCCACGGCGUCUCCGGGACCCCCUACCGCGUCCUCUUCCUGGUAACAGGCCGUGCUGUUCGUGGGCCACGCGGGCGGCGUGCUGGCGCUGCCGCUGUCCAACUGCAGCCAGCACCGCGGCUGCGCUGAGUGCGUGCUGGCACGGGACCCCUACUGCGCAUGGAGCGCCCAGCAAGCAGCCUGCGUGCACACGCACACGCACACGCACACGCACACGCACACGCACACGCACAGCAGCGACGGGUGAGCGGGGACACAGCCCCCACCUCACCCUAUAACCUGACCCUAUAACCUGACCCUAUAACCUGACCCUAUAGCCUGACCCUAUAACCUCACCCUACAACCUCACCCUACAACCUGAUCCUAUAACCUGACCCUAUAAACUGACCCUAUAACCUGACCCUAUAACCUGACCCUAUAACCUGAUCCUAUAACCUGACCCUAUAACCUGAUCCUAUAAACUGACCCUAUAACCUGACCCUACAACCUCACCCUACAACCUGAUCCUAUAACCUGACCCUAUAAACUGACCCUAUAACCUGACCCUAUAACCGGAUCCUAUAACCUGAUCCUAUAACCUGAUCCUAUAAACUGACCCUAUAAACUGACCCUAUAACCUGACC
Molecule: messenger RNA, 1019 nt
Organism: Numida meleagris (helmeted guineafowl)
Lineage: Eukaryota; Metazoa; Chordata; Aves; Galliformes; Numididae
Product: semaphorin-4A-like
Biological process (GO): positive regulation of cell migration; neural crest cell migration; semaphorin-plexin signaling pathway
Molecular function (GO): semaphorin receptor binding; chemorepellent activity
Source: RefSeq, a predicted model, not a curated record